Messenger RNA from Apis laboriosa (Himalayan honeybee), 3027 nucleotides. RefSeq names its product glucose dehydrogenase [FAD, quinone]-like. The record is from RefSeq and is a predicted model, not a curated record. Lineage: Eukaryota; Metazoa; Arthropoda; Insecta; Hymenoptera; Apidae. The coding region runs from base 300 to 2231 and encodes 643 amino acids. Gene Ontology annotation, molecular function: oxidoreductase activity, acting on CH-OH group of donors; flavin adenine dinucleotide binding. The transcript has 6 exons.
CAACGCGUGGAAAAAUCGUGUGGAUGGAUGGAUGGAUGGAUGGAUGGAUGAAUGGAUCGAGCUUUCACGUGGCGCAGCCUCGACUCAUCUCGGGCGAGUCCCCCUUUGUGCGACCAUCGAAAUGAGGAUCAUCCAUAGUGGAGCGCCACUCGCCGGCCACACUGUGUGUUGUGGCUUGCCCAAAUGUCUUUCGAUACUCUCUGCAUCCACGACCAGCCACUUAACAGGCCGCGCCACCUCCUCUCUCUCUCUCGAUCGAGCACGACUCUUCUUCUUCAGGUGAUCCUUAAUCGAGCAAAAUGAGAUUCUACAUCCUGCUCUCGUUCCUGGUGCGAUUGGCGUUCACGUUUCGACUACCGUUUCAGUUUCACAUCAGCCAGUUGGACAACAACAACAACGGAACAUCAUGUUGCUCGUGCAACUCCUUCAAAGACACGUCGUACAUGGCAUCAACGUGCGGAGUGAAGACAUCUUUUAUGAGCUUGGUCGAGAAAGUUAUCGCCUCUACUUGCGAUAUCGCUAAUCCUUGCAACAGGCUUGGCAGCGAGGAGGUGCCCAACGAAUGGUUCGAUUUUAUCGUGGUUGGAGCAGGGGUGGCCGGGCCCGUAAUUGCCAGGAGAUUAAGCGACAAUCCAUGGUGGAACGUUGUGCUGAUCGAAGCCGGGCCGGAAGAGCCCUCGAUGACUUCGAUUCCUGGACUCGCCGUUCACGCGGUCAACUCGACGUUGGAUUGGAGAUUCAAAACCGAGCCCACCGAACCCCACCCCACGGCCUGUUUAGAACACGACGGAGUGUGCUCGUGGCCACGUGGAAAAAUGAUGUCAGGCACGGCUGGCAUGUACGGCAUGAUGUACAGUAGGGGACAUCCAGAAGUGUACAACAGUUGGGCGCGUGGUGGCGCCACCGGUUGGUCGUACGACGAGGUGACGCACUAUUUCGAGCGUGCCGAGGACCCGAUCAAUCAAUCGAUAUUAUCCGACAAGCCGAGAACGGUACCCGUCCCCGGCCCCAUGAAAAUCCAAUUCUAUCCCGACAAACCGGCGUUCGCCGACGAGAUUCUGAAAGCUGCGUCCGAGCUCGGUUACAGAACGUCGAAUUUGAAGGAGUUCACGCAAACGGGUUUCAUGAUCGCCCCGAUGACGACCGACAACGGUGUACGAGGGACGGCGACGAGGAAUUACCUUAGGCCGGUCCACGGUAGGCAGAACCUGAGAGUGUUGAUAAACGCCCACGUGACCAAGGUGCUGAUGGACUGGCAGGGGAAGGCGUACGGCGUGGAACUGGUGGACAAAGACGGGUACAAGAGAAUCGUGAAGGCGAACAAGGAGGUGAUCCUGACGGGGGGGACGAUCGGGUCGGCUCACAUCCUGUUGAAUUCUGGGAUAGGGCCCAAGGAUCAAUUGACCAAAUUGGGCAUGCACGUGGUCAAGGAUCUGCCCGUGGGGAAGAACCUUCACAACCACGUGUCGAUCGCCGUCCAAUUCAGCAUCAAGGACACGGCUUACGAGGCGAUGACUAUGAACAGCGUGAACGAGUAUCUGGAGACCAGGACCGGGCCCAUGACGAGCACCGGAUUGACCCAGGUCACGGCCUUCUUCGAGAGCAGUUACGCGGUCACGGGUAUCCCCGAUAUCCAGGUGUUCUUCGACGGAUUCGCGCCCAGGUGUCCGAGGACGGGACUCGAGUUCGAGUGUUUGAACGGGGCGCUUGGCCUGUGCCCGGAAAGGAGACAGAUCGUAGUCAGGCCCACGGCACUCACGGCGGCAAGCAAAGGCUACUUGAAACUACGCUCGAGCGACCCGUUGGACCCGCCUCUCAUGUAUCCUAAUUAUUUCGUCGACACGAAGGACUUGAAGGUGUUGGUCGAGGGUAUCAAGAAGUCCAUACAACUCGUCGACACUCAGGCACUCAAGCAAUGGGACUUCAAACUCGACACUGUCGUCCAUCCACUAUGCACGGAUUAUCACUUCGGCAGCGACGCGUAUUGGGAGUGUUACGUGAGAGCGGCGACCGGGCCCGAGAAUCACCAAUCGGGCACGUGCAAAAUGGGGGCGUACGACGAUCCAACAGCCGUCGUGGAUCCGGAACUUCGCGUGCGCGGCGUAUCGAAUCUCAGAGUCGCGGACGCGUCCGUGUUUCCUCUCGUGCCAAAUGGCAAUCCUGUCGCCGCCAUCUUGAUGGUCGCGGAGAAAGCCGCAGACAUGAUCACGCACACGUGGUCCAAGAUAUAACUUUCUAGGGAAUUAUGAUAUGCAGUGUAGAGGCGCUGCUGAUCAUACAAAUUUCGCGUUAUUUCGAAAUUCAAGCAAGGAGAAUUAGAUUAAUGAAUUGUGGGUAUUUUCUAUCUGGUUAACACCACGAUGUUUGUUGUAGAUUUAAAUUUAUGUUAUCAACGAGGUCUGCAAUAUUAAUUUUGGAAUAAAAUUCUAAAUUUUAAGUACGUUUGUAAAACGAAGAUUUAUCUUAUCUACGGAUAAAAUUGUUCCUAAUAGUUUUUCGAAUGCCAAAUGAAUUUUGUAAUAUAUUCGUUUGUAAUUCCAUAUUUCUUUUAAUCCAAUUAUUUCGAGAUACAUUGGCACGAAGAAAAGAAGAGAUAGAUAUUAUAGGGACAGAUAGAGAGUGAUAUCAAAAAAAUAUUUAGAGUUGUAUAUAUUUUUUUUUUCGAUAUUUUCUCAACUUCGAUCAUUCUAUUUUCAAAAUUUUAGGAAUUUUCUUUAGGUGAUUCAUGAACGAGCGUUUGAUAAAAAGCAAAACGUUUCUUUAGACUUUGAAUUAUUCAGAGUAAGAAUGACAUCUUGGCCUAUAUUAUCAUAUAAUUGUUAGAACGUGUUUCUCUGAAUUUUUAAACUUUAUGAUCUCGAAGAAAGAUAAACUUUCGUUAGCAUAUGAAUUGCUCUCGAUCGUUUGAAACAGAAUUUUUUUUUAAAUUUACUUCGUGAUAAACAACGUUCGAUAUAUAACUCCAUCGACGAAUUGGAGGAGUCGUCGCAUUGUUUUAAUAAAAAUUGUUUCUUCAAACACGAUAAA